UCACACUGCGUGCGCUGCUACUUAACAUUACGAAAGCGGUCGGCCGGGUACUUUUCCUUGGUGCGUACGAGUUGAGCAACCUAGGUGAUUCCGAAAGCUUGAUAUUUAGUUCACUAACGUUGAGGUUUAUACACAGUUACAAUGUCUGCCUACGAGGAGAACGAGUCCAAAUUUAUGAGAAAAGCCAAAGAGAAUCCAUUUGUUCCUGUGGGAAUGGCUGGCUUCUUUGCCAUUGUAGGCUACAGACUGUGGAAGUUGAAAAGUCGCGGGGACACCAAAAUGUCCGUGCACCUGAUCCACAUGCGCGUGGCCGCCCAAGGCUUUGUGGUAGGAGCCAUGACUGUCGGUGUCAUUUAUACAAUGUACAGGGACUUCUUCGCCAAACCAAGGCUAGAACAGAACCCCACGCAAUCCAAGUGAACAUGGACUCAACACCUUUUAUUUAACCUCCCUUAAUAUUACCUCAUAUUAAGGUUUAUUUUGUACUGAUCGAUUGCAUCUAUGUGCAAGUUAAUAUUAGAUUUGAUAACCUGUCUACACAAUAGUACUGUAUGUGAAACGAUCACCCACUUCUAUACACACAGGUUGCAGUUAUAAUUCUUGAUUAUUUAAGGUCAAUUAUUUGUGUUUAGAUUUUGAAUGGUGUGGGAGUGACAUUGAAUUGGUUAAAAUAUAUUUAUGUGAUGUAAAUAGGCCAGGACUAUAUUGGGGAA
Hippocampus comes (tiger tail seahorse) is the source of this 713-nucleotide messenger RNA. Its product is annotated as HIG1 domain family member 1A, mitochondrial-like. Gene Ontology annotation, cellular component: mitochondrion. The record is from RefSeq and is a predicted model, not a curated record. Gene Ontology annotation, biological process: mitochondrial respirasome assembly. The transcript is spliced from 4 exons. Bases 142 to 420 code for a protein of 92 amino acids. Lineage: Eukaryota; Metazoa; Chordata; Actinopteri; Syngnathiformes; Syngnathidae.